Messenger RNA from Suricata suricatta (meerkat), 3399 nucleotides. RefSeq names its product coiled-coil domain containing 51 (gene CCDC51). The coding region runs from base 1931 to 3160 and encodes 409 amino acids. The record is from RefSeq and is a predicted model, not a curated record. The transcript has 9 exons. Lineage: Eukaryota; Metazoa; Chordata; Mammalia; Carnivora; Herpestidae.
UCCUGAGUAUAAAGUCCUGUGGAGAGGAAGCUCUUCUAGAGUGUGAGGCCUUUGUGCUGUGAUGCGCCCAGCCGUUCAAGCCUCAUCUAAACUACCUUCGAGGCCUUCAGGAAAGAGGAUCUACGUCCAGAUGGCAAAGUUUAAAUGGCCUUCAUUUGAGACUAGCCAAUAAACUAAUAAACCAUGCAAAACAACUCUCCCUCCGGCACCAUCCUUACCUGGCAUGGAGAAUGGAGGGGGCGGCCAACUUAUUUGCUCGUUCACUGCUUUGAAGCUUUGUCCUUAAUUCAUUCAUCUCUGCAUCUUUAAAUUGGAGUUCAGACUGCAAUGACUGGAGCUGGAAGGCAAAGGCAACAUACUUAUGGUGACCCGUCACACAUGCAAAAAUAUCUCUGGGCUUCAACGUCUCAAGCUCGUAAAGGAAAACAAAACGAGAAGGAAGGACAGCUACUACUGUUAGUGCUGGCCACAGGUUACUGCUUCUUUAAAGUUUGCUAAUUUGCUGAAUGAAUGGCAGAAUAAGACUCAUUCCUUGAGACUGAAGCCUUGGCAAAUGCUGAAGGAAAGUGGUGGAGUCUUUGACAUCCCAUCUAAUCUGGGGACCUUAUGAAUAUCUGUAAAAAAACAGUUCCCAUAUACUUUUCAGGAUCCAACAUUUUCCCACUUUUGCCAGUCAAUGCUGAAAACAAUCACUCUUGAAAGCAAAUUAGAGAAAGAUCUAGACCUUCUGGGCCACAACCGCUGCCUAAAUGAAGCCGUUCCUAUAUUUCGAGAAGAGCAGUGUGGGUGCAAGACACCAGGGCAGCGGUCGCCGUGGGGUUCCGAAGCCACAGCCAUCAAGUAGGUCUGGCGAGGUCUGCACCACCCUCCGGGGAAAAGACCCCGAGGCGCACUCACUGGACACGUCCCGAGGAGCGGCCGGGCACUGGCUCAGGGCCUGCGACGCGAGAGUGUCGAGUUCCUCCAGGUCGUCGGCGGUGAAAUCUCCGUGCGCGCUGAACGGGUCUUCGGGGUCCGGUGCGACGGCCGCAGGGAAGCCCCGGGCUCGCUUGCUCGGAGGGUGCCCGAUGCUGGGCGGCGGGCCAGAGCUAGGCGCCGGGAACCCGCUCCGCCUCCUGCUGCCCGGCGCGGGGACUCCAGCCAUGCCUCCGGGGGUCAGUGUCCCAGGGCACGGAGGAAGACCUGGUCGCCGCGAGGCGGGAGGGCUGGACCAACGGCCCGCGCGCCCUCGCACACCUCAGCCGCUAGGGCCACGCCCCCGAGCCCACGGGCCAAUCGGCUGCCAGCUGGCCGGCGCGGAAGAAUGACCUAAGCCGAACGCGUCUCAGUGCUCUGCUGAGUGCCGGCCUUUCUCUGUGUCCCCGCCCUCCCUGCCGGGUUCUGCCCCGCGCUCAAAUACCCGCGGCCAGAUGUCCGUCGUGGGCUCUGUGCACCGCUACCCGCGUUACUAAGGAGCGGGGCCGAGGCUCACCAACCUCACAGCGCGAGUGCCUCUGCGCCGCCUCUCUGGCAUCCCGUAUACAGCCGUGCGGGAGUUCGCCGUGACAUUCACACGUACACCUGUGAAUCGAGACCCGCAGCAUUCAGGGGUUUGGUCUCUGCGACGUCGCCGGUUUCCUCCCGAUGGACUCGCCUCUCACAUACCCAGAGGCUCUCUCGAGGAGAAAGGAGUCUGGGAGAGCGGGGUUGGGUGAAGAGUAUGAAUACACCUUUGGUGAGCAGGCAUCUUAGAGAACAGUAAAUGUUUUGAAUGUGCGUUUGAGAAAAGAAGACCAGACUGCCCGGGAGAAAAGAGAUUUUAUUUCCAGAGACUGUCUGGCUCCCGCCCCUUCCCGCUGCUGCGAAUCCAAACUAGAUGCUUUUGAAAGGCAAGAGACUGGAUGAGAGAGGAGUCUGAGGACCUUGCGUUGCAGCACUCCUUGUAGAUCUGAUGACAGGGCACAGCACUGUAUUUGCCAUGCAGCACAUCCUGGGUGCUCCCCGUGUCGUGUGGAGAAGCCACCUUGGAAGGGACCUCUUUAUGACCAGGACUCUCUGCAGCUCAGGCCCUAGCCAGCCCAGAGAAAAAAGACCUGAGGAGGUGGCCCUUGGGCUGUACCAUCGCCUCACAGCUCUGGGAAGAGCCCUGGGGCACAACAUUCAACAGCGAGCAUCGUCCACAGCCACGACUUGGUGGGACAGAUAUGAAGAGUUUGUUGGACUCAAUGAAGUUCGAGAGGCCCAGGGAAACGUGACUGAGGCAGAGAAAGUGUUCAUGGUGGCUCGAGGGCUUGUGCGAGAGGCUCGGGAGGACUUGGAAGUUCACCAGGCCAAGCUGAAGGAGGUGAGGGACCGCUUGGACCGCAUCUCCAGAGAGGAUAACCAGUAUCUAGAACUGGCUACGUUGGAGCACCGACUGCUGCAAGAGGAGAAGAGGCUUCGUGCAGCCUAUCUGCGUGCUGAAGACUCUGAGCGAGAGAAGUUCUCCCUCUUCUCUGCAGCUGUGCGGGAAAGUCACGAGAAGGAGCGCACCCGAGCCGAGAGGACCAAGAACUGGUCCCUCAUCGGGUCAGUCCUGGGGGCCUUGAUUGGUGUGGCUGGCUCCACCUAUGUGAACCGUGUGCGGCUACAGGAGCUGAAGGCCUUGCUCUUAGAGGCACAGAAGGGGCCUGUGAGCCUCCAGGAGGCCAUCCGAGAACAGGCAUCCAGCUACUCCCUCCAGCAGAGGGACCUCCACGACCUCAUGAUGGACCUAAGGGGCCUGGUACAAGCUGGCCCCGGGCAGAGCUCUGGGGUCCAGGCAGGUACUUCCCCCACUCGAGACAGAGGCACAGAUGUCCUUUCAGCUGCCUUGAAAGAGCAGCUCAGCCAUUCCAGGCAGGUCCAUUCAUGUCUAGAGGGUUUACGAGAGCGGCUUGAUGGCUUGGAAAAGACUUUCAGCCAAACGGCUGAGGUGGUUCGGCUUGCAAAGGCUGCAGCACAUCCAGGCCUGCCGGGGCCGGCAGACAGGGCCCUGCCUGGCUCCUCACCGCAACAGCGGAGCAUGAUCUUGGCAUUGUCGGACAUGGAGCAGAGGCUUGAAGCCCAGGUCAACAGGAACACCAUCUACAGCACGCUGGUCACCUGUGUGACAUUUAUGGCUGCACUGCCCGUGCUCUACAUGCUGUUCAGGGCCAGCUAGCCCCAGGAGCCUCCUGCAGGGGGCCGAGGGGAUAGCUGUGGAUACAAAUUAGCUAGAGAAUCCCAACAAGGAAGUGAGCCUUUGGAGUGCACACACCCUAAGCCUGAGGCUGAGCACCAUCUGUGUGGCUCACCAGCAGGCAUACUUUGACUUUUAGAAAAUGCUCAUUUAUGUUAAUUAUCAAAACUUUGUGCUGAUGUCCAAAUAAAAUGUCUUUGGGUUCGUGUUACUUAAAGUAA